CAACAAGGAAAGUUGCAAUUCUCUUCGAUGGAGACGCCCAGAAGGCCAGAACCACCAUGAUCAAAGUAAAUAAAAUAAUUCUUCAUGGGAACUUUUAGACACCAACUAUCUGAUCACUAUGCUUCUCUAAUUCAAAGAACUUUGGUUAACAAAGACCCGUGUGCGGGGAAAGCGAUUCAUGCUCGUAUAAUCAAGUCGGGUGUCCAUGUUGGUGUGUUCCUCACGAACAAUCUGAUGAAUUUGUAUGCGAAAACAGGGUUUCUUGUAGAUGCUCGUCGGUUGUUCGAUGAAAUGCCUGUUAGGAACGCAUCUUCAUGGAACACGAUUAUCUCUGCUUAUGCGAAACAGGGAAGGAUUGAGUACGCACGCCAUCUGUUUGACGAAAUGCCCGAACCUGAUUCUGUUACAUGGACUGCGAUGAUGGUAGGUUAUAAUCAAAUGGGUCGCUUUGAAACUGCUGUCAGAAUGCUCGUCGACAUGAUAUCUUCCAAAGUAAUGCCAACCCAGUACACAUUCACUAUCGUUCUUGCCUCCUGUGCUGCCAUGAACAGGCGAUCUGUUGACAGCAGAAUCUUUGUUUGGUAA
Molecule: messenger RNA, 585 nt
Organism: Lactuca saligna
Lineage: Eukaryota; Viridiplantae; Streptophyta; Magnoliopsida; Asterales; Asteraceae
Source: the annotation of a GenBank genome assembly